Molecule: messenger RNA, 800 nt
Organism: Funneliformis geosporum
Lineage: Eukaryota; Fungi; Glomeromycota; Glomeromycetes; Glomerales; Glomeraceae
Source: the annotation of a GenBank genome assembly
UGAACCAUCAAUGGUGUGAAGCAUCUGUUCAAAUUUUAUGGAGAAAAAUACAAAGUUUAAAUACCUUAAUCACUUGUCUUCCUUAUGAAUCAAAAGUCAUUUUAAAGAAUAAUUUCAAACUCAACUUCAAGAUCCCUAUCUUUCAAUUAUGUAACAUUUAUCAAAUACUUUCGGAUAUCGAUAUUAGUAAUACAGUUGAAAGAUUGCUUAAAUAUACACGAAAAGGUAACGAAAAUAGAAGGAACGUGGCAACACGAGAAGUAUUUCAAAUGCUCAUGAAACAAACUUCCUUGAAAGAGCUAACUAUUUAUUCUGGCACAAUCCAAGAACCAAGUUUACCAUUUACCGAUAGCUUAAAUUUGAGUAACCUUUCUAAAUUGUAUUGUAGUUCAGAUACCUAUCUUGAAUUGUUUCAUCAGCUAUCUCUAAUUUGUCAUAAUCUACAAUCACUGGGGAUAUUUUUUAAAAGUAGCGUCUUAGAUGGAUUAACAGAUUUAAUGUCAGUUCAAAGACGUUUAAAGUACCAGCAACGAUGUCCUUUACCAUUAUCAUUUAUUUCAAAGCUCUACAAUUUACAAGAACUUUCAUUAUCAUUAUACAACCGUAAAGGUUUGGAAGUUUUUCAACAUGCUUUCCUUCCCCAAUUGCAAGUUUUAAAAUUUCAAUGUCAACAACCAGUUAAUGAACACCUAAACAGUUUCUUGGAAAACAGCGGAAAGAAUUUAACAAUACUUGACUUUUUAGAGGAGAGGGCAUUAUUGGAGAUCGUUGUGGAAUUUUCACCUAAAAAAUUUUAUUAG